AUGGCUGCGACGGACGACUGGAGCGAGUAUCACAAGAGAUGGGAGAACAUCUGGAGCAACGGCCUUGAGCCCAACCAGCUGUUCGACAUCGGAGGCGCUCAUCCCAUCCUCGUCCAGACGCUCCGGACCGGGGACGUCAACUCCACCGGACGCCGAGCCCUCGUCCCGGGCUGCGGGCGCGGGUACGACGUUGAGGAGUUCGCCAGGAACGGGGCGGUCGCGGUGGGGCUCGAGAUCAGCGCCUCCGCGGCCCGGGCGGCGAACGACUACAUCGCGACCACCUCCCUGUCAGACAGCCAGAAGAAACUGGCCACGGUUGUCGAGGGGGACUUUUUCGCCGGUCCGACGGACGGCGUCGGCCAGGUCGCCCUCGGCUACGACUACACCUUCUUCUGCGCGAUCCGGCCAGAUAUGCGUCGGCAAUGGGCCGAGACGUGGGCCCAGUGGAUCGAGCCUGGCGGCGAGCUACUCACCAUGAUGUUCCCCUGCCGGGAGGAGGUGGAGCCAAGCGCGGACGGGCCGCCGUUCUCGGUGCACCCGGACGCGUACAGGGCGGUGUUGGAGCCUGCUGGGUUUGAGGUGGUGCGCAUCACGGACGUUCCGGCUGAGAUGAGCCACAAGGACCGCGUCGGACGCGAGAAGAUCGGCAUCUUCCGGCGCAAGUGA
This is a messenger RNA of Pedinophyceae sp. YPF-701, 666 nucleotides long. NCBI's taxonomy places the organism in Eukaryota, Viridiplantae, Chlorophyta, Pedinophyceae. The record is from the annotation of a GenBank genome assembly.